AUGAUCCGCUCUACUCUCGCGUUCUCCCUCCUUGCUCUCCCGCUCACCGCAUUCGGCCUUCACCAGGAAAAUUCGUUCCGCCGCCGCCACUCGGGUGUCGCUCACAGCCCUGCCUUCAUGCGUCGUUCCACAAACUACACACUCCAACAGAAGUACAUUGGCGAGGACUUUCUCAACUGGGACUUCUUUGACGAGGCCGAUCCCACAGAUGGGCUUGUUCAAUACUUGAACGCCACUGCCGCUAUCGAUGCUGGUCUGGCUACUGUGGACUGCAACAACGUAACCACUCUUGCUGUGGAUAGCACGGAGAGUGUAGUGUCCGGCGGACUCCGCAAGUCUGUCCGUAUCAGCUCCCCCGAGACCUACAACAGUGGUCUGUUCAUCGCUGACUUUGAGCACAUGCCCUUUGGUUGUGGUGUUUGGCCUGCCUACUGGUCUGUCAGUACCACCGCGGAGUGGCCCACCGGCGGUGAGAUCGACAUCAUCGAGGGUGUCAACUUGAAUCCUGAAAACCAGAUCACAUUGCAUUCUGGCCCAGGCUGCACGCUGAACAACUCGCAGCCAACGACGAGCAACCAGGGCGGCAUAGAAUGUACGUCUUCUGCGGACGCGGACUCUGGUUGCUUCUUCACGCAGACCACGCCUACUUCGUUCGGCGCGGGCUUCAACAACGCGUCUGGUGGCGUGUUCGCACACUUGUGGAACACUGACGGUAUUACCGUUUGGUUCUUUUCCCGCCCCCAGAUUCCCAACGACAUCGCAAGCGGCAACCCCGACCCGUCCACCUGGGGCACGCCCGCUGCCAUCUUCCCGGACACCGGGUGCAACAUCACGUCUCACUUCUAUGACCACACGAUCGUCUUCGACACCACGAUCUGCGGUGGCUGGGCCACGUCUGCCUACCCGUCCACCUGCCCCGGCACGUCCUGCAGCGACAUCGUCUCGAACGCGACCAACUUUGAGAACGCGUACUGGAAAAUCAACUCCCUCUCCGUCUACCAGUAA
This is a messenger RNA of Fibroporia radiculosa, 1005 nucleotides long. RefSeq lists its product as uncharacterized. The transcript has 5 exons. NCBI's taxonomy places the organism in Eukaryota, Fungi, Basidiomycota, Agaricomycetes, Polyporales, Fibroporiaceae. The record is from RefSeq and is a predicted model, not a curated record. Bases 1 to 1005 code for a protein of 334 amino acids. Gene Ontology annotation, biological process: glucan catabolic process. Gene Ontology annotation, molecular function: hydrolase activity, hydrolyzing O-glycosyl compounds.